This is a messenger RNA of Acaulospora colombiana, 1035 nucleotides long. NCBI's taxonomy places the organism in Eukaryota, Fungi, Glomeromycota, Glomeromycetes, Diversisporales, Acaulosporaceae. The record is from the annotation of a GenBank genome assembly.
AUGAAGGCCCUCAUACUCGUUGGCGGUUUCGGCACUCGACUUCGACCUCUCACGCUCACGCUUCCUAAGCCCCUGGUAGAAUUUUGUAACAAGCCUAUGAUAUUACACCAAAUAGAGGGUCUCGUUAAGGCUGGGGUAAAGGAUAUUGUGUUGGCUGUAAAUUAUCGUCCCGAGAUAAUGGUGGAACUUCUUAAAAACUACGAAGAAAAAUAUAAUGUUAAAAUCACGUUCAGCGUGGAAACCGAACCCUUGGGCACCGCCGGCCCACUCGCACUGGCCAGGGAUAUCCUUGACAAGGAUAAAACUCCGUUCUUUGUGUUGAACAGCGAUAUUAUCUGCGAAUUCCCAUUCGAGCAAUUAAGAGAUUUUCACAAGGCUCAUGGCAACGAGGGUACCAUUGUUGUUACCAAAGUCGAAGAGCCCUCAAAGUAUGGUGUGAUUGUUAAUCAGACAGGUUCAACCUUAAUCGAACGCUUCGUGGAAAAGCCCGUGGAAUUCGUUAGUAACAAGAUCAACGCCGGCAUUUACAUCUUCAAUCCUGAAGUGCUGAAUCGUAUUGAGCUUAAGCCAACCUCCAUAGAGACGCAAGUUUUCCCACGAAUGGCCACUGAAUCUCAGUUACAUUUGUUCGAUCUGGAAGGUUUUUGGAUGGAUGUUGGUCAGCCCAAGGAUUUUCUAACGGGCACCGUCUUGUACCUCGCAAAUCUGUCCAAGAAGCAACCUCAACUUCUGUCCAAUUCCGCCGUCUAUCCUUACGUCUUGGGCAACGUUCUCGUCGACCCUACUGCAAAGAUUGGUAAGGAUUGUAGGAUUGGUCCCAACGUUACGAUUGGACCGAAUGUUGUCAUCGGAGAUGGUGUCAGAUUACAACGAUGUGUCAUUUUGGAGGGCGCUAGGAUCAAGGACUUUGCAUGGGUCAAGAAUAGCAUUAUUGGUUGGCAUUCUACGCUCGGUCGAUGGACUCGUCUUGAAGGUGUCUCGGUGCUCGGCGAUGACGUGUCCAUCAACGACGAAGUGUACGUGAACGGAGUAUAA